This is a messenger RNA of Fusarium graminearum PH-1, 4170 nucleotides long. RefSeq lists its product as uncharacterized. Lineage: Eukaryota; Fungi; Ascomycota; Sordariomycetes; Hypocreales; Nectriaceae. The record is from RefSeq and is a predicted model, not a curated record. The coding region runs from base 1 to 4170 and encodes 1389 amino acids. The transcript has 4 exons. Gene Ontology annotation, molecular function: protein binding.
AUGGAAGCGUCUGCUAGCGGUUUAGACGUCAAGGCUGUUGCAUUUGGCACCAAUGUCGAUGAAGAAAUCGCGCGAAUUUGGAAGGAUGUCGAGGCCCGCGUUGUGCAAAUGGCGGGCGGUAACCCAGCCAAAAUCAAGCAAGGGCUCGGCAUAGAUGAUGUACUAAAGUACCUGAACGAAGCUCAGGUCAAAGAUAAACAGGUAUCUGAAAAGUACGGGACUGUAAAGAAUAUCUUCAACCGAACCCUCCAGUGCAUCCAGACAGUGGGUGGUAUCGUCGCAGAUGGAGCCUCCUACGUCUUUUCUCCUGCUGGUCAAUGCUACAAUGCCCUCACCUUCGUCAUUCAGGCAUGGCAGGGGUAUGAAGGUAUUUUUGAAAGCCUUGCUGGGCUUCUCGAGAAGUGUAUCGAGUUUCUUGACCGUCUUGAAUACUACACCAAGCCGGCAAUGGACUCCAAGCUUACAAAAGUCGCCUGUCAGCAUCUCCAAAUCUUUGUCAAGAUCUGCGACCGCAGCCUUGGACUCCGAUCCAAGAGGAGCAAGUUUGCCGCCUUUAUGAAACAAAUGUUCCUAAACGACGAUGGUAUGCAGGGUCUCUUGAGCGAGAUGCAGAACCUUGUCGAUAAAGAACAUUUGCUUGUUUCAGCGCAGACAUGGAAGUCUAGCAACGAGGCGGCUGCUAAUUCGAGAGACGGUCUGCUACUAACUCGAAACGUGCACAACAGUUUGGUUGACGACAGAAACAAGAAGCAGCUGGAAGGUGAACGACUUAAAUGGAAGACGACCAUCGUUAACGCACUAGAUUUGAACCCUUCCAUUCUGAAGCCUGAUUCCCAAGCACCAUGGGAUAAGGCAUGGAAGCGAUACAAGGAGAACAGGUUCGAGGGAAGCGGUGAAUGGCUUAUUCAAGACCCUAGGUUUGCUUCCUGGGUCUCGGGCGAUCAAGGGUCGAAGCAAAUUUUGGCCCUCCAAGGUGAAGAAGGUGCAGGAAAGACACUUUUAGCCACAAACGUUCUGCUUCACCUGCGGAAGAUGCGAGGGUCUGGGCCCAAGGUUAUAAUCGCCCACAAUUUUCUUGACAAGGAUUCCAAAUCAACAACUAUUCAGGACGAUGCUCUUGACAUAUCCAGAAAUGUGAUGGGCCAGAUAGCUCUCGCUCAUGAUCCCAUCACAAAAAGCGUAGCGAAUAUCUGCGACAAGACGAAAGACUUCAGCAGCCCACUGGAGAUUUGGACUACACUUCUCCUCGACAAUCAAGACCUUUUGGCUAUGGAUCUCAACAUAUUCAUUGUUCUAGACGGUCUGGGUGACAACGCCGAGGUCCUCAUAAAAUUCUUGCAGAAGUUUUCUGAUAACCCUCUUAUUCAGCGGACCCGAAUUCUCCUCACUGGGAAGAAACAAUUGUUUGAAACCAUCAACAAGGCUGGCGGAGUGAAAAUGGAAAAGAUCGCUUUAGGCGAGACGAACAGCAAGGACCUUGAGAUAUAUAUCAACAAGCGCAUGGAUGAAAUGGAGAUUCUCAAAGACACUUCGAGACCAAGUGUUGCAGGCCUACGGCCCAAGAUUCUUAAAGACCUCCAGCUCUCUACGGAGGGAGAUUACUACAAGAUUGGUAGAGUACUUGACAAUAUCUCAACAGCAACUGAGGCUGAGGAAAUCAACUCGUUACUUGAGUCAGCAGGUGCCAUGCGCCCGGACCAAAUCGAGUCUGACAUUGAGAAGCUGAAUCAGACCCGCACCGCCAAAGAGAUUGCUGAAAUCAACGAAAUCAUCCUCUGGGUUAACGCUGGCAAAAGAUGGUUCAACCCGCUCGAGAUGGAGUCAGCACUUGCUUUAAAGGCUGGCCCCGGAGGGAGCACAUCACUCAUGUCGAUAAAGGCCAAGAUUGCAUCGAAGUAUAACAUCUUCUCUACCGAGUCAGGCUUUGUUGAUUACAAGGUGGAUAAUGUUGAGAAGAUGAUUCCGCUCAAGAAGCGAGAUGUGGCAGAUGAUCAGAGCACUAGUGGUUUCAAAGAGAUCCAGCCAGCCGAGGUCAACAUCAUCAAGCAUUACCUCUCAACAGUAUGCCCAAGUGAUCUGUACGCAAAGUUUGGCUUCGACCGAUUCUUCGAAUGCAAGAUGACACGCAAAGGCAAUUACAUCUGUAGAGACCCAGACAAUGCAGAAGCCACGAUGGUUCUACGCUGCAUAUCCUGUCUCGCGGAUGAGCGGACCAGCAAAGCAGGGAGACUCCUCUAUUACGCAUCCGGGUAUCUCCAACAGCAUCUGGAAGACGCCGACUUGUCAUUGACUGACCGGUCUAUCAAGGCUGAGGCAGGCAAAGACCUUGUCAGAUUGUUCACUGAGCAAUAUGCCUUGGACUCUUUAUUUGGUCUCCACUUGCCCUUCGAGGAUGCCUCAGACGUACUCUUUUCAGCGGAUGACAUCCCCGGCACUUGGGACACCUGGAUAUUUUCAGAUGAAGGAUUAGAUUCGAUUGCGAAAUGGUUUAAAGACUCGGCCGUCAAGGAGCUCGUCAAGGAAAAUGAGCUGAUCGUCUCUUUCGAAACUGGCAGCAAUCGCCAUCUAGCUUUAUUUGGUUUUGCUGCAACGACAGCGGCCCAGGACCUUUUCAUGAGAGAAACAACCAGACGUGAAGCUAUUCGGGCCUACGUUCUUCUCAGCGCAUUAUUGAACAAGGAACAAGCUACUACAGACAAAGAUUCUAUCGCAAAGGAGGGGUCCGGGACGACUAAGAAUGCUGAAAGCAUCGAGAAGGAAGAGGAGAAAGGUGUGGUUAGCGAGGAUAUCGACCCAAUCUACAAACCGACCAUGGAGGACUUCCAGCGAGUGGAACAGUGGGCAAGCGAAAGACUGAGUAUUACCAAAAAGGACUCCAAAUGGGAGGCAAAUGCCUCGCUGGUCCUUUCUUAUGUCGCAGGUGAAAAGAUUCCGAAGUCUCUGGUUGAAGAGAGAGCUCGCAAGGCACUGGAGAUGGACCCCGACAGCUGGGUCGCUGCGUACGCACUUUCUCGUGUGACAGAAUUCAGAGACGAAUCCAUCCAGAACCUUCAGAAAGCUUCUGACACUCUGAUUGGCGACACUGAGUGGCAGAAGGAACGUGGCCACAAAGGCAUCUUGGCACGAGCUAUCUACGACCUAGGAGACAAGUACUGGGCAGAUCAGAAGCAGCAGGAACAGGCGAUUACCACCUACUCCAAGAUAUUCAACUUAGGCCGGUCGAUCGAACUUUUUGAAAGCUUCAAAGGUGUUCUUCAGAAGUAUGCACAGGCCGAGCGCUGGGAUCUCAUGGUGGACUUCUUUCACCGACUUCUUGAUGAGCCUGAAGAUGGACCCAACAUGGCGGGUGACUUCGUCUUGUACGAGUUUUACGACACCGACUUCCACCCCAUGUUUGUCAAAAUGGUUCGCGCUUUGGGAAGAUUUGACCUCUUGGAUACUUUGUUCGCUCGAGCAAUCGCCAAGGCCACCACUAAAACAGAGCUUGAAGGGAUGGGAUGGGAUGACCAUCUUCGGUUCCGGUAUGGCCAAACUCUCUUUGAGAUCCCAGGUCAUGAAGAAGCUGGCAUACUGGUCUGGGAGCUUUUGCGCAAAGAAGCAACCGAUGACACCCGAGAAUGGGUAACGCGCGCAAUGGUCAAGCACACCGUCCCUGCGUGGUUAGAACUUGCCAUAGACAGCAAAGACGUCGACCCAGCACGAGCGCAGGGCUUCUUUAACAAGAUCGAGGCUCAUUAUGAGGAGCUUCAGGCCCUUGGGACACGCGAUCAGGAAUCCACCCUUGGCUUUGCUCAGUACUUUUGUUACCGUGGGGAUGUGGCCAAAGCCAAGCAGAUCUUGAAGCCGUAUGUCACAGAGAAUCUCGAGAUGCUUUGUGACGAUCGGACUGACAAUGACCAUGGUUCUCUUUGGCUACUUAGCCAGAUCUUAUCUGUGAUGCGGGACCAUGCCAACAUCCGUGCCUGUAUGGAAAUGAUGCGGCAUACCAACGGUUUUGUAGUUUGGGAAGAGUACGAGGCCGACAUGGCCAAAUACCGGGAAGAGAAAGAGCAAAAGAAGCGUGCUGAAGUCAGAGGUGAGGCCUUUAUAGGUACCUUCGAGUCAGAGCCGGAGAAGCCGGAUAGCGAGUUCCUUUGGUGUGACGGCUGCGAGGUUGGGUGGGUAUCUUAG